This is a messenger RNA of Bombus pyrosoma, 5052 nucleotides long. It is a transcript of the gene Ptp52F, whose product is annotated as tyrosine-protein phosphatase 10D. NCBI's taxonomy places the organism in Eukaryota, Metazoa, Arthropoda, Insecta, Hymenoptera, Apidae. The transcript is spliced from 20 exons. Gene Ontology annotation, biological process: protein dephosphorylation. Gene Ontology annotation, molecular function: protein binding; protein tyrosine phosphatase activity. The record is from RefSeq and is a predicted model, not a curated record. The coding region runs from base 1028 to 4804 and encodes 1258 amino acids.
GCGUGAGCUGUGAGUUUGUGAAAAAAAUAACAAUUAUAUAUUUUUGUAUUAUGUCAGAGAGGCAAUAAGAGAGCUUACACCUAUUGUUCUAGUUAUUCCACAGUACAAAUGUUGCACUACGGCCAAAUCCUAAAACCAAGUCCUAGUGUUCCACGCUAGCAUAUACAAAAACCUAUUUAAUUUCACCGCAAACGAGGUAUAGCCCAACAAAUGAAGACGACGUAUUCGUUAAGACGAAAGACAACUUUGAACGGCGGUGACCUAAGGUCUAAAGCUUACUCUUUUAACGAAUGAUAUAACUAGACACGAACACAAUACACCAUUGAUCUUUCUCAUUUUCUUUCUUUUUCAUGUGCUAUUAUAUGUCAUUACCUUUAAUGUUAAGCAUGUAAACUAAAAAUUUUACAAGUAAAUUUUCAAAGUAAAAGAUAAAAAUUUUGGUUAAUAAAUUAGUCAAGAUGUCAAAUCUUGUCUGUUGAUAAUUUUCUCUUCUGUUUUUAUCGUUUCUGUAAAUAAAUACGCAUGCAAACAUAUACAUUACGUCAGAAAUACUAUUAGAGAGGAAGUUCCUCUCUGAUAUUAUUCACAACCUAUCAACCACUGAAAUUACUAUUAAAGUAAAAUUUAAGAUUUAUCAUAACGUUUAUUAUUUAGUAUAAAGCAAAUUUAAUGUUAAAUCUAAAAACCUAUUGUGUAUAAAAUAUAUCAAAAUUAUUACUAUUCAUCAUUCCACUAAUUCAUUAUCGCUUAAACGGUAAGAUUUCCUUUUCUUCUCUAAAAAGAAUAUAAUAAAUAAUUAAUUUCUCUUUCUGAGGCAACUUUCUUUCAGUAUUGCGUGAUUAUGUUAUUCUCUUAUUUGUCUAUCUCGAAUAGAAAAGUAUGAACUUGUUCAUAAAACCGUACAAUGAAAUAGUUUUUUGUACCGUGGAACUAAAUAAAUGCAUGUAUAUGCUAGCGUGGAACACCUUCAGUACUCGGACGUUGGGGGCAGUACUAAUCCGGAAACAACCGGAAAGAUACGCGUAACAUGAUACGAAAAAAACGAUUGAAAGUGUUGAUUUACGCACUACAGAUCAUCUAUGUGCUCAGUGAAAAUAAUUUAAUCGAUCAUCGACACAUCGGACAAAAUGAAACACUGACCGCUUCGAUGAAAAUUUUAUCGUUUGAUCUCAAUGCUGAAUAUGUAGUAUCUUCAGAACUAAAUAAUUCUAUGAGCAUAAAAGAGUUUCUAGACGAAGUUACGGAAUUCGAACAAAAUGAGCUCCUGCCGAAUGAUUACCUGAAAAGCAACGAUACUAAUAUAUCGAUUCUCGAUACAACGAACAAUGACUUCAUUCAAAAAUUCGAGCAUAUUUCUAUUUCAUCUAACGAAUUGAAAGAUAACCAAAUUUUAUCGGAAGAUAUAUUAGUGACAUGUAACGAAAAAGAUCGAGAAAAUGUACAGAAUCUAACGAUUGAUCUAGUUGCUACAGAAUGGAUAUUUCUCUCCUGGGAACCUCCUUGUGAUAAUAUAACAAGUGAAUUGUUUUAUACUAUCGAUAUAUGUUUGGACUUGAAUCAACCAUGUUUUUCAAGAAAUAGAACUAUAGUAAAAGAUGUACAAUAUAAUGCCACUGAUCUAGAACCAUGCAACAAUUAUACAUUUAUUGUAAAAGCCAUUGACAAAGAUUUAAACUCGACUGGAGUUAUUGUAACAGGAGCGACGAGUUCUAAUAUUACUGAAAUUGGAGAUAUUCAAAAAUUAGUUGCGCAUACUGCUUCCAGUACAAUUAAAUUAAGCUGGAAAUCACCAGGAGAUUACCCAACAUGUGUAAAUCAUUAUUUAAUUGAGCAAUGUUUUAAAAAUAUUUGUAGUAAUGCCUCAAUUACAACUGAGGAAUAUAUUUCAUCAAAUUUAGAACCAUGUGAGGAAUAUUUCUUUAUAAUUAGAGCAGUUUCAAUAAACAACAAACAAUCUAAUGGUGUUGAUAUUACAUUAAAAACAAAUUCUCCAAUUAUUCAUUGGGAACCACCAGAAAUUGGAGCUAAAUGUAUUAAAUAUUACCGUGUUACUAUUGAUCCACAGCCAAAAACAGAACAAGUAACUGGAACAAAUGUAACAAUAAGUGAUUUGUAUGCAUGUACUCCAUAUUACAUUUAUAUUAAUGCAGUAGAUGAAGACAAUAAUGAUGGGGAAAUGAUCAAUUUUGAUACAAGAACAGCAUCAACAGUAUCGAAAUCACCAAUAUUAAAUAUGAAAGAACCAAUUGUUACAACGCAUGACAUAAUGCUUUCAUGGAAGAUUGAGAAAGGCAACAGUAACUGUACUUUAACAUCUUUAAAAGCUGUGUGUAAUGCUACAAUGACAAACGGUCAUGGUUAUGAAGUUAAGAAUGGGGAAACUGAAGUACAUAUAGAUUCUCAUAUUCAAGAUGAAUAUUUUACAAAUUCAAUAAUAAAGAAUGUCAGUCCAUUUACUACAUAUAUAUGUUGGGCAUAUGUUCUUAAUGAAGCAGGAAAUAGUGAAUUAAGUAAAUUAAUAAGUGUAACAACAUCAGAAGAUAUACCAUCUGCACCUUUUCUCAAUGUUACAAAUAUAACAUAUUCACAAUUUAUAUUUGUUUGGGAACCACCAUCAUAUUUAGCAGGAAAUUUACAUGAAUUUGAACUUAUAUUUGAAGGAGAAAUAUAUUUCUAUAUGCCUGAUUGGUGCAAACCAGUAACCUUAAAAACCAUUAAACAUUUUAAUGGAUCUACAUUCAUUUUUGAAUAUUUAAAUGCAACAGCAUUUACAUAUUAUACAGCAAAAAUCAAAGCAAGAACCUCUGCAGGCUGGGGAAAUUAUAACAAUGACUUAGUGUUAUUUAAAACACCAGCUGGAGUUCCAGGGAUGGUAUCCAAUUUUUCAUAUUCAAUUGUAAACAAUGAAAAUAAUAAAAAUGUUUUGAAUACCAUUUUGACAUGGGGCAUUCCAUGUUCUUUAAAUGGAAUAUUGGAAUAUUUUAAUGUAUUUGUAGAUGGGACUAGAACUAAUUAUGAACCACAUUCUUUUACAUUACAAUUUUUAUCAAAUGAUGUUAAAAAUGAUACAGUCAUAACAAAUUUAAAGGAGUUAAAAGCAGAAUAUAAUUAUAUCAUUAAAGUGGUAACAAAGGUUCAGGGAGUCCAAGAUUUUGGAAUACCAGCAUUUAAAAAUAUUUCAUAUCCUGCUGGUAUUCCACCUCAACCUGAUGAAGAUUAUAUAAAAUCUAUAACUAUAGAUCCAGCUAGUGCACGAAGAACUACAACAACAGCUACACUUUUACUUCCCUUAUUCCCUAAUACAAAUGGCGAUAUUAUUUAUUAUUCUAUUAUAGUAUCAAGAAUGAACUAUAAUACUCCAUCAAGUAUUAGAUUUAAUAUAACGAAUAAUACGAAUCGUAUAUUAUGGCCAAAUAUAUCUUCUUGGAAAGAAGCUAUGCUACAAGACUUUACAAUACCUUAUCAAGCUACUAGACUAUGUUGGAAUCCUUAUCCUAAUUCUGUUGCUGAUUAUGGCGAUAUGGAAGCAGUCAAGUAUACACUUGGCAAAAAUACAAAUUGUAAAGAAAUUUCAUCUAAUACCAAUAAAAGAAUUUAUUGUAAUGGUCCUCUUAAACCAAAUACAUGGUAUCAUGUUAGAAUGCGGGCAUUUACUCGUGGUGGAUAUUCUGAUUCUACAACAUUUUUAAUAAAAACCAAUGCUGAAAUAGAUAUCGUACUUGUUAGUGGAGUUGUUUUUGGUAUUUUAUUCUUGGGAAUUUUAUCAACAAUAAUGUUAUUAUUUCGCAAAUGUUCAAUUCGUGCAAUAUUACGACGAUUUUUACAUUCUGACAUGUCUGGAUCACCAGUUCCUACACCUUUUUCAAAAAAGAAAUUUAUAGCUCAUUGUCAACAAUUUAUUGAUAAUCCUGGAAAAUUAAGCAAUGAAUUUCAGUUACUUCAAACUCUUAGUAUUGAUUUACAGAUGCCAACCAAUACUGCUUGUUUACAAGCCAAUAAGAAGAAAAAUAGAUAUUCUGAUAUUUUACCAUAUGAUUUUUCAAGAGUUAAACUGGAAGUAAUUGAAAAUGAUCCUAAUACUGACUACAUCAAUGCAUCUUUUAUUAAGGGCUAUAGUGGCGAAAAUGAAUAUAUAGCUUGUCAAGGACCAAAAGAAGAAACAACAUUUGAUUUUUGGAGAAUGAUAGAGCAAUAUGACAUCAAUGUGAUAGUUAUGUUGACUGAGUUAGUUGAAAAAGACAAAGAGAAAUGUCAUCAAUAUUUUCCAACAAUUAGAGAAACUUUUAAGUACGAAAAUUUGACUAUAAAAUGUAUAAGUGAAUUAGAUUAUAGAUCUUAUACACAAAGAACGUUAGUAUUACAAAAGGAAAACAAAAAAAGGAAUAUAACACAUUUACAUUUCAAAGAAUGGCCAGAUCAUGAUGUCCCAGAGGAUUUUGAACCAAUAAUCCAUUUUUGCCAGAUUGUACAUCGUAAUGUUACUGCUAAUAAAGGGUAUAUUGUGAUUCAUUGCAGUGCAGGAAUUGGUAGAACUGGCACUUUAAUAGCAAUAGAUAUAAUUUUACAACAUCUUCGAGAUAAUAAAAAAUUGGAUGUGUUUGGAACAGUAUAUAGAUUACGACGUGAUAGAAUAAAUAUGGUGCAAAAAGAAAGUCAAUAUGCUUACAUAUACAAUUGUACAAAGCAAAUAUUAAAAAAUCCCUAUUGUUUAAAGAAUUAUAAACCACCACCUAUGAAUCCAGUGUACGAAAAUACCUCCAGGAAAACAAGAAUAGUACAAAGUUCAAAUAUAAAUCUACACUAGUCACAACUUUGAGGUAUAAGCUACCUACCUACCAUUGCUUGACAAAAGUCCUAUAUGAGAAGUGCAAUCUUCCUUUGAGUGUAAGUGUUUCUAUUUUAUUUAAAUAUAUAUACAUAUCAAAAAUGAAUAAUAUACACAAAACCAAUAAAAAUAUGUUUUCAGGAUUUAAUUAUCUAGUCUUUCUUCAUUAAGCUAUGAUUUAUUGACUUCUUCUUGUAUAGAGAAUAAAUUAACCAUUUUAUACAAAA